UAUGUCAGCGAACAUUAUGAUCCAGUUGAUAUCAAGUAUGUGGUGACUAGUUCACCGGUAUUUGUUUCUAGUGAGAUGGUAGAUAUUGAUGCUGGCCGGAUAGUGUGGUCAUCGCAUAUUGGAUCGCAAGUGAAUGAUGUGACAUAUGAGUUUAGUCAGAAAGAUUUGAUGGAAGGGAAGGUGUCAUACAAGGCUCCAAUCAUAGACAUUGGUUUGAAGAGAUUGAGUGUUGUGGUUUAUUUUCGAGUGUCAGAUGACGUUAGCCUUUUACUGGACCAAGAGUUCACCAUUGAGAUCGAGCCUGUAAAUGACAUGCCACCUGAAAUAGUCCAAGAUGAGCACAUUGUGCUAAAGGAAGACAGAAGUAUAGCUAUUACAUCUCAGCACUUAAGAGCUGUUGAUCCAGACACAAAUACAGAGUACCUUCAGUUUACUCUAACUCAAAGUCCUCACCAUGGAUUUCUUAGUCAUUUGCGUCAUAAACAGAAUCUGACAGUUGGUGAUAUCUUCUUUAUGAGUGAUAUCAACUCCCAGGAGAUUGUAUAUUAUCACAGUGAUGGAGAUGUUUGGAAGGAUCAAUUAAGCAUUAGAGUGAGCGACGGGCUUCAUGCUGUACUGGCUAUGCUACCCAUCUUAAUACAGCAAAGUGAUGAUAGACCUCAAGUUAUUGAAACAGUUUCUUAUAAUGUAUCACUAAGUGCAUCAAAGUCAAGGAUUUUGAUAGGACCUGACAACUUGUUGGUGUAUGACCCUGAUACUCCAGAUGACCGCAUAGUGUAUGCUUUGAAGGUAUCACUUCGAUUUGGGCAACUUGAGUUGAAGCAGUCACGAGGAAUUUUCAAGACAGUUACAGUCUUUACUCAGUCUAACAUUACAGGUCAUCAGGUUUACUUUCGUGUGAUUAACUCGCAUCUUCUAACAGCAAAUGUGACUGAGAGACUCAUAUUUAGAGUUGGAAAGGGAAUACGAGCGCGAGACAUUAGCUUUGAAGUAUUUAUCCCAAUACCACAAAGUCAAGCUUUGUCUGUAGUCAUGGCCAGUCCUUUCAAGGUGCAAGAAGCAAGUAGUCAGGCUAUUGAGAGGAAGCAUUUAGGUGUCAACGGGGCAACAAUUCGAUUGCGUGACAUUCAGUUUAGUAUUAGAGAAUACCCACAUUAUGGCAAUAUUUCUGUGAGAGGGUUGACUGGCUUAUCAGUUUUGUCAUUUACUCUAAUGGACAUUCAAUUAUUACAGGUGACAUAUCUGCAAACUCUACAUCAAGGAGUUGAACCAUUGAAUGACAGUUUUACUUUUGAUGUCACAGAUGGCAUAGCAAUACUGACCAACAUUCCAUUCAAUAUAACUAUCUCUCCCGUAGAUGAUGAGCCGCCUGUUAUAAUCAAAGGUCACCCAGGUCCAGUUGUUUCACGUAAAGAGAGUUUGACAAUCACUCCAGAUGUUGUUACGAUCAAAGAUGCUGAUAUAGGCUUUGCAGUUUCAGACAUCAAAAUUCAAUUGACAGUUGUCCCUCAACAUGGUUAUGUAUCUGUGCUGACAGAUAGAGAGGAAUUGAAACAUUUGAAAUUGAGAGAUUCCUUUUUUUUAUAUGCCCUUCAUCAUCUAAGGGUUGUGUACACACAUGAUGGAUCUUUAUCAUUGAGAGAUUCAUUUAAUUUCUCAGUGUCUGAUGGUUACCAUGUUGUUAAUGACUAUUUGGAGAUUACAAUCUUUAGUCCCAACACUCACAAACCUGUUAUUAUUAACAACACAGGUUUGGUUGUGUGGCAGGACAUGCUCGAAGUACCAAUUUCAUCAGUUAACUUAAGUGCAUGGGAUGAAGAUUCCUUGGCAGUGGAAUUGGUGUACACUAUCAUUAGCUUGCCAAUAAUUGGAUUAUUGCAGUUUCAAACUUUUCAAUUGGACAAGAAGUUGGUGAAAUCACUGCAGGAAGGUUCCCACUUUACUCAGGCUGAUAUUGAGUAUGGUCAUGUUUUUUAUGCUCAUGAUGGCCAGACUACUGGACUGGCUGUUGUAGUGUUUUCUCUCUCUGAUGGAAAGCAUCUAAUAAAACGUCAACAUUUUCAUGUCGGUGUGAAACCGGUUGAUAUGCAACCACCAGCUGUGGAUGCUAACAAUGGUUUCACAGUGAAGGCUGGAAUUGCUGGAAUUAUUACUCCAUCAAACUUGAGAGUGACUGAUAACAUUGUGCCUUCCACUGAAGUGACAUUUUUUAUUGUCAAUUCGUCUUCUCUGGGGUUCUUUUCUUUUGUGGGAAAUGUAGAUAAAUCAAUCGAUAAGUUCUCUCAGGCAGAUCUUGAUGCUGGUCGAGUAUCAUUUUACUCUGCUAGAGGUGUGCAGAGGUUAUCAGAAUUGUUUACUUUGAGUGUAUCUGAUGGAUCUAAUGAAAUCACUGUAAUUUUUCUUGUCCAAAUUAUUCCAGAUCCAAAUUUUCUUCCAAAACUUGUGAACAAGGGAUUGUCUAUAUUUAGCAAUGAAGAGAAAACAUUGGGUUCAUCUAGUCUGUCAUUGUUAGACACUGAAACUCCGCAUAAAGACAUCAUAUACACUAUUGUGUCACUACCAUUGUAUGGGCAGUUGAGAAUUUCUCAUGGGAGCGUCUGGAAAGAGGUAGUCGCAACUGGGGGGAUUUUUACUCAACAGGACAUCAUCAAUGGAGAUGUUAGCUACAUUCUUUUAGUUAAAGACAAAGUAAUCAGUAGGGACUCUUUUGUUUUUCGUGUGUUUGAUCAUGGAUAUUCCAACUACUCUCUUAAAUCUGACCGGCUAUCUCGACUCCAUGCGUUCAGUUCACAUCAAGUAUUCACAAUUUCAGUUAUUACAGUUGACAGACAACCUCCAUUUAUGGACAUCAACACUGGGUUUGACUAUCUGUUGAUUCUAGAGGGUGGACUAGUUGGUAGGCCAUUGUCUCGUUCUCAGCUGCAAGCUGGUGAUGAUGUUAGUGAUCACACUAAUCUUCGUUAUGUUGUAAAGAAGGCUCCAAAACAUGGAGAAUUGAGGAGCUUAGGAAGACAGCAAGUUUCUCACUUUAGGCAACAGGAUGUAGAUGAUGGGCUUGUUGUAUAUGUACUGAGAGAAAGGGACAUGACAAUAACACAAGACAGUUUCAUGUUCACUGUGAAAGAUGAACAGAAGAAUGUGCUGAAAGAUCAAGAGUUCAACAUUAGCUGGGUGUAUCUAAGUGUCUCUGCUGACAGAUUGAUAGUAGGAGAAAGAGAUGAAACAGUAAAUGUUACAGUGAGACGUAUUGGCAAUGCUGACAUCCCAGUGUCUUUUACAUGUAAGACUGAAUCCGGAACAGCAUUGGAGGCUUUGCCUGAUUUUCAACUGCAUGAAGGAAAGGCUGACUUCAAAGCUAUUUCCUCUCGGCAGACAAUUGAAGAAAGAGAAAUGUCUUCACAUUGUCUCAUUGCACUAAUCGAUGACAGCAAGCAUGAAGGAGCAGAGAUGUUCAGGGUGAAAGUGAUACAUUCUGUGUUUGCACAAGUUGGAGAGCCUUCUUAUGUGGACAUUACAAUCGUUGACCCAGAAGACGAGCCAGUUCUGUUUUUUGAUGUUGUAAGCAUGAAGGUGUCUGAGGAUAUUGGCAACAUGCAGCUGCCGGUAAAGAGAACAGGAGACCUGACAGAUGCAGUGAGUGUUGUGUGCUACACUGAGUCUGGAUCGGCUACAGGGAGCACUCCUCCAUACCUCUUGACAGGUGAUGAUUAUGUAACAAGAACAAACUCUCGACUCUCAAAGAUUGUGUUUGAACCUGGAGUGAGUGUAAAAUUUUGUUCAGUCUCAAUUUUAGAUGAUACCAUGACGGAGGGAUUAGAGACAUUCAGUGUGCAUUUGGCACCUCGUGGAAUAGGUGUAAAGGUGGAUCAGAACAGAUCAACUGUUGAUGUAGCAAUCAUUGGUCCUAAUGAUGAAUCUACAGUCCAGUUUUCUUCUUCAAAUUAUUGGGUGAAUGAGAGCAAUGGUGAAGUUAUCAUUACCAUCAAUCGUGUUGGUCCAGAUGUCAGUUUUUCAGUUGGUGUUUGGUUUACUACUAAGAAUGAUAAGCCAGCUUCAGCUCAACCUGACCAAGACUACAUUCAGCAAUCCAGACUUGUUGAGUUUUCUCCUGGUGUGACAGUGCAGACUGUAAGAGUAAGAAUUGUUGAUGAUGAUGUGGAAGAUGGCCGGCCAGUAUUGGAAGGACCUGAGAAGUUUAAUGUGAUGUUGGUUUCGGCAACUAGAGUUGGAAUUGGCAGUCCACAUGAAGCAACAGUUACUAUAAAUGAUUGGGAAGACACUGCCAUCGUGGGAUUCUCAGUUCCAACUGUUGUCACAGAUGAAGGUCCACUCUUGCAGUUGGAAGUGAUUCGGUUGGGAUCCACAAACUUCUUGACCAAAGUUCGCUGCUACACAAGAUCUGGGAGUGCUGAGAAAGGCACAGACUUUGCCGAUCGUCCAAACACAGACAUGUCAAUUAUCAAAUUUGAAAGAGGGGAAGUCAGCCAGAAAUGCUAUGUUGUUGUACUGGAUGAUGACUACUUGGAAGGAGAGGAAACAUUUACUGUGUUCUUGGAUAAUCUGAGUGAUGGUGCUCGACUUGGGUUGUCUGAAGUCCGUGUGACAAUUAGAGAUCCAGAUGAUGUUCCAUCGAUACAGUUUGAAUCAGCGACAGUGACUUGCAGUGAGCCAACCUCACCUAAUGAACGUGAUUCAAGCAUUGUCACUCUGGUCCUUCAACGAGUAGGAGACCUCAACUUGAGCAGCAGUAUUCGAGUUCAUACACAGGAUGGAUCAGCAAAAUCAGGAAAAGAUUAUGAGUCACUGUCUGAAAUAGUUACCUUCAAACAGUAUGAAAGGCGCACCACUGUUCGUGUAAAUAUUUUGUUUGACCAAGAGAGAGAAUUAGGAGAGACCUUUUUUGUUGUUCUCGUACUUCCUCUGUAUUCGGUAGAUGUGCAGCUGGGAAAUAAGCAACGAGUAUCUAUCACAAUUGCUGACUUUGCUCCAAGUGGAGUUAGCUUUUUGUUGAAGCCAAAGGUUCAGUCACUUUUUGAGUAUGGCAGUGCACUUGCCAGUGGUAGAGAAGUGUCUCCUGGAUACCCAGUCAUCUGCAUUUCGUCGUGUGAUCCUUGGUUUGGAAAUCCAAAGUCUCUUGAUCAUUGCACCAAGGAAAUGAUCAUUCACUCAAGGACACGGUAUAAGUGGGAGGUUGCUGAGCCUAAAUCAUCAUCUUUGUUUCGUGAAGUUGUCUUCUUGUCUUUAUUUACUAAUCAGUCUGGUGUGACUCUCGAUAGUGUUUACUUUAAGUCUGGUGGUCAGGUGAGAUGCUCAGCAACUCCAGUAGACUCUAAGGGAAUAGCUGGCAUAGAGAUGACAAGUCAAGCUGUCACGGUUAGUCAACAUGGUAUCUGUAACCCUGGGCACUCAACACAGUUGGAUCCUGGUGAGAUAGACACACGAAUGAAGUAUGUGGGUGGAACAGGUACUUUACAACCUGAAUCUGUUGAGACCGUGGUUCACCUUCCUCACAUUGAUGGCUACAUUCCUGUGAUAUCGACUCGUCCACUGGGAAGCUUAGCACUAGCAUUAACAAUUGCAGCAGCACGAUCUGAGCAUGUUUGUUCAAAUAUGGCAAUAGAGCCAGAGCAGAAAACUAUUUUUGGCUUUGUACAGCCAUUUAUACCUGGAACCGAACCAGCUGGUGUUGGAUUCAACUACCCCUAUCAGUUUGAUCCCCAAUAUCGUGAUGUUGCCAGUCUGAGUCUUUAUCAAUAUCUUGAUCUGGACCAGUGCCAAUGGAAAUUCCAAACAUGGUUCACUGUUGGUGAGCUUCUUAAUGACUGUGGAGCCCAGAUGAGUGAAGACACAGGAGAUGGAACAAUAACCAGUCCAUUGUAUAUUUCAUAUGUCCAUUUUUCAGCUUCAACUGUGUGGCGCUUUCUUAGUGAGACCUCAAAGUUGGUCUUUAGUCUUUCAUCUGCAGACUCAGAUGAUCCAACUAAAGAUGCGACUUUGCAGUCAGAAGUUUAUUCGGAUCAGGGGCAAAUUUAUACAACUCGUAUGUACAUUCGUCAGUCUGAUGGAAAGCUUGAAAUGCAUUUCUUGUCUGUUGCUUUGUUUCGUGGUCAAUUUGUAAUGUCUCAUUUACAUUCUGCUUACAAUUCACAUGUGGAAUCUCCAACUAAUUCAGUGAAAUUUGAAUUGGAGUUGCUGGAUACAGAACCAACUGUUCACAGAGUAAAGCAGAAGUGGAGGAUUGUUUCUGAGUAUAGUUUGCCAAAUUAUGUUGGAAAUUAUGGUCUUGUACUGGUGCCUUGCACUGUCGGAAAUCAUGUUCAAUGGUCUUCUCAGUUCAGUCAAAUUUGUGAGCCCGGGGAUCCAAUUGAGUUUUUUGUGAGAGUUGACUUUCAACAGACAUUAAAACCACAGCCGGUUUCCUAUGGACUAAAUACUGUAUUUGAAGUGUUGCAUAGUGUGGAGGACUUCUUGAGGUAUCCAUUGGUGAAUCAGGAUUCUUUAAAUUCCCAACCACAUCGAUCGUUUAGAAGAGGUGACACCAUUUAUGGACGAGCAAUGGUUGACCCAUCUCAAGAACUUCGCGAAGGUUUCUAUCUGUUAAUUGAGAAAGUCCACUUAUGUGCUGGUCGUGAUGGGUAUGUUCCAUCAUAUGAUCCAUCUAAUAAUCACUAUGGUUGUCUGGAGCCAUCUAUUGAGCUCGCGUAUCAUUUCAAGAUUUUGGAUCGUGAACACCCAGAUAGGGCUGACUUAACAUUCCAGUCAAUCCCAUUUGAAGCAGAAUUUGCAUCUGACAAUCCAUCCUAUAACCAACUGACCCAGCAGCAUGAUGACGAUGGCUUCACACUGAAAGUUGCACCUCUCUACAAAGUCAGUUCUGGCUACAGCUGGUACCUACAAGUUGUCUACAGCAUUAAAGGCAGUGGUGAUAGCACAAUGUCUCGAAGUCAAAGAGAAAGCCCAACACUAAUGUCAGACAACACACAACAAUUCACAGGUUUGGGCACUGCAAUACAGCAAAUUUCACUGCUUUAUGGUUCAGAUGAAAAUAGUAGUAAUACAGAAGUGGUUGUGGAAUCUACGAAAAUAGUACCUGCAGCUGCAAGCAAAGGAAGGGGGCCUGGGAAGGAUUCUAUCGCUUUAGCUGCUACACUAGGAAUCAUCAUUCCUCUGGUUGUUGCUCUUCUACUGGUUCUGUUGGUUCUUUUGUGGAGGUAUCAAAGAAGAGGAGAUGAAGGCAAGAACCAGAAUAAUGCCACACCUACAGAUGCAGACCACAAUCAGAAGAACCGUAAAGAGUCAGGGAUUUCCAUUCAACAUGGCAGUAACCCGUAUCUUUCAUCCUUCUUGCAUGUUUGCUCUGACAAUGAGAAUUUGAGUAUCAAUGUUACUGUCAUUGAUGAGAACAACAAGGAACAUUUUGCCAUUGAUAGUCAGACAGAAGACUGUGACAGUGAUGUGUCUAGUAUAGCAACUGACGAUCACUACUCUGGAGAUAUCAGUGACGACAACACUUCAUCAUACAAUACCCAGUUGAAAACAACAGCAGACAAACGGUUUGCAACCAAAGAACCAGUUUCGGAAGCUACAACACUUCAUUUAGCUGAUGAUAACCAUGUCACAACAUUAUGAUAAUAUUCCAUGUAUGUUUAAUGUCCCUUGAUGUCUUUAAUAGUGACCUCAUAUUGUAAUGAUGUCCAUAUGAGCUGACAGUUACUUUAACUGGAAGUGGUGCAACAUGUCGAUGCAUGGAACUCACCCAAUAUCACAAUGCUACUGUGCCUAAUUUGUACACCAAGUGAAUAGUCACUGGAUGGGUAUUGUAACAGAGUAGAUUAUAUAAAUGCAUGCACUGGAUUUUUGUAUAUUGUAAGAUUUGAUUUCAAUACCAUUAUGUUUACAUGUUUACAUAAAAUAAAUUUGUAAUAAUAAAACAUGAAAAAUUUCAA
Corticium candelabrum is the source of this 7946-nucleotide messenger RNA. Its product is annotated as FRAS1-related extracellular matrix protein 2-like. Gene Ontology annotation, cellular component: membrane. Bases 76 to 7629 code for a protein of 2517 amino acids. The transcript has 11 exons. Gene Ontology annotation, biological process: cell communication; anatomical structure morphogenesis. NCBI's taxonomy places the organism in Eukaryota, Metazoa, Porifera, Homoscleromorpha, Homosclerophorida, Plakinidae. The record is from RefSeq and is a predicted model, not a curated record.